GGGCGUAGGACUUACGGGUAGCGCCGUCCUCUGCACUCGAACUAAGGCAGUUUGCCCAGGCCAGGUGUAGGCAGGUGGAGGGUUAGAUGAAGCAGCUCGUUAGGGUUCACAUAUCUGCAGCUUGCGUGCAGGUGUCCACCCGCUCCUGGCUUUGUAGGAUCACGGGGCUGCGGCCGUUUACCCUCCGCCGCAGUGAGUAACAGCGCGUGGAGCGCCAUUGUACCCGUCUGCGUGCACGUGCGCGAGGUCGGGUGAGAGUAACGAAAGAGGCAUGAACCUAGGGAUGGUUUUGACUCUCAUGGUUCUUGCCGAGCUCGGCCUGUGCCAGCAAUGCCCACCCAGCUCAGUGGCCUUCUCCGUCGUUGCAACCCCCAGCUGCUACAGCUACGGACUGUGCUUCAGAGGACGCUACUCCGGCACCCUGGCUUGUCCCUCCAAGACGGCCUUUGACCCCGCGAAGGCGGCUGCACGGUGGAGGCCUACAAUGCGUGUUCCGCGCGUGAAGGCCAAGCACGGACCGAGUUGUCCUGCCCAAUCAAGACCACAGACACGUUCUACCCAGACUACAGUCGAGGAUGUCCAUCGAGUGACUACUUCUUGUGCAAAAAUGGUGUCAUGUCCUUCCUCUCGUGCUCGGGAGGACUCUUCUUUGACGAAGGCACCGACAGGUGCGUGGCGCCCUCAGUCCUGUCAUGUGGGGCUAGGGGCCCUGUGUGCGGGGCAGGCACGUCGGGAAGGGGUGUCGCAGUGUACCCGGAUUACACACAAGGAUGUCCGACAUCCCAGUUUGUUGUAUGCACUGCAGAUGGACCUAUGCCCGGUCUCUCUUGUCCUCAAGGUCUCUUCUACAACGGCGCCAUCAAAAGCUGCGACUACAUCGACAACAUCGUGUGCAGCAAAAAUGUGCCGGCGUUCCAAGCCAAGUCUGUUGUUUGAAGAUAGCAAGCUGGUAAUUCAUUCAUAGUGACGCAGACAGCCGAAAAAUACAAUCACUAAAGCAUCAUGCCGCACUCAUCAACUAAAUCCAUUUUCAUCAUAUUCCUGUUUACUGUUUUCACUUUGAGAAACUUCGCUUCCGUGCUAUAAAACAACAGCGAGUGAUAUUUGGCGGGAAUUGGGGAAACACUUUUCCACUGAGUCCAUGACAUGAUAGUAGGUGUCCUUGGGUUGUUUACUUCUCUGUACUAGUAGUAUGACUGGACAGUGGAUUCGUGCAUAGACAUGACUGUCAGGUCGAAAUGCUUAACUUUUAGAAAAGUAAUAUUUUGAUUCAGCACUCUAGAGGCAGUGAAUGUGACCAUUUAUCUUUAUUUUUUAAACUUUAGACAUUUUAAAAUAAAAAUUUUCAUU
Messenger RNA from Pomacea canaliculata, 1350 nucleotides. RefSeq lists its product as uncharacterized. The record is from RefSeq and is a predicted model, not a curated record. NCBI's taxonomy places the organism in Eukaryota, Metazoa, Mollusca, Gastropoda, Architaenioglossa, Ampullariidae. The coding region runs from base 272 to 964 and encodes 230 amino acids. The transcript is spliced from 3 exons.